ACAAAUACACUGAAACGUAUUGAAAAGAACGAAUGAGCGAAACAUUCUAAAGAAAUGGAAGGAACGUAUUGUUCCAAAGCAGAAAUCACGUUGAGAAAUAUUCUGUUCCAUGAACAGUGUUCACACAAUAUGAACAAAUUUCGUAUUUUGUAUUUAUCGAGAGAAAGAAAUUGGUUUUUGUUGACAGAGAAUAAUAUAUUUUCAUUCGAUGUAAUUCUCAAUGCUAUGUGUAUGUGUGUUUGCAACGAAAAAAAAGUCCCGCCAAAAGUACAACAAAACACUGACCCAAACCAAUGAAAUACCGAGAAUUUUACGCGCGUUCAACUUGCAUUGAAAUGCCGAACGAGAAAAUGUGAGAAUCGAAAUGACGAAUGGGAGAGAGUGCAAGAAAAACGAUAUGUAUGACAGUCCGUUCGUUGCCGCUAGCUUCGCGAAGCAAGCGUAUACGUACGUAUGGUGUGAUUUUGGGUUCGUUGAUGCUGCGACAUUCCAUUCAUAUCAGUCGUAUUUGUGCAAUUCAUUUGAGUAGUACUUCCUCACCAAGUAUAAUCGUGUGGUUUUUUCCAUAGCAAUCAUUUGUGCUAAAUUCACUGCGAAACACGCAUUGCAUCAAUUUCCACAUAGUGUUAAUCGCAUUGAAUAUUAAAAAUCAAUAGAAACGCAACGGAAUUGUAGCGAAAUCAAUUGGAUUUGUUGGUUUCGAAAAGAAAUUAGUGAUACAAAAGGCAGAAAGAAAAACGUGCCAUCGCACUUUCAGUUGAUGUGCAGCCGUUUCAUGAGUACAAUCCGACAUCAAUUGCCACACACGAUGAAAUAUAUUUUGGUGACGGGAGGUGUAAUCAGUGGCGUGGGCAAAGGUGUUAUUGCCAGUUCAUUUGGAACAUUGCUGAAUUGUUGUGGCAUCGAUGUGACUUCCAUAAAAAUUGAUCCAUAUAUCAAUAUCGACGCCGGAACGUUUUCACCAUACGAACACGGUGAAGUUUAUGUACUUGACGAUGGUGGUGAAGUUGAUUUGGAUUUGGGCAACUAUGAACGAUUUUUGGAUAUUUCAUUGUGCAAGGACAACAAUAUUACCACCGGAAAAAUCUAUAAACAGGUCAUUGAGAAGGAGCGACGUGGUGAUUAUCUAGGGAAAACUGUUCAAGUUGUCCCGCACAUCACAGAUUCCAUCCAGGAAUGGGUUGAACGAGUCGCACAACGACCAGUCAAAGAUGAUAAGAAGCCACAAGUUUGCGUUAUAGAACUUGGUGGAACCAUUGGUGAUAUUGAAGGCAUGCCUUUCGUUGAAGCAUUUAGACAAUUCCAAUUCCGUGUGAAACGUGAAAAUUUCUGUGUUGCACACGUUUCGUUGGUGCCAAUGCCGCGUUCAACCGGUGAACCAAAGACAAAACCAACACAAUCGAGUGUUCGUGAAUUGCGUGGCUUGGGUUUGAGCCCCGAUUUGAUUGUGUGCCGCUCCGAACGUCCAAUCGGACAAGAAGUUAAGGAUAAAAUCAGUAAUUUCUGCCAUGUUGGACCCGAGCAAGUGAUUUGCAUUCCCGAUUUGUCUUCCAUUUAUCAUGUACCAUUGGAAAUGGAAGCGAAUGGUGUGCUCAGCUUCCUGAAAGAUCGAUUACAGCUGAACAUUCCCGAUCCAUUUACAAAGCAAACAAUGCAACGUUGGCGAGAAUUGGCAAAUCGUGUUGAUAACACACGUGGUGAAGUGAAAAUCUCAUUAGUUGGCAAAUACACGAAAUUGGAGGAUUCGUAUGCAUCAGUAUCGAAAUCUCUUCAGCAUGCAGCAAUUGCGGCUGGGUUUAAGUUGAAUUUGAAAUUCAUUGAAGCAUGCCACUUGGAACGAAACAUCAAGAAGGACAAUCAAUUGUUGUACUAUCAGGCAUGGCAGGAGCUGUGCAACAGUGACGGUGUCAUUGUUCCAGGCGGUUUUGGUUCGCGCGGUAUGGAAGGAAAGAUCCGUGCCUGUCAGUGGUGCCGUGAAAACAAGAAGCCAUUCUUGGGUAUUUGCUUGGGCAUGCAAGCGGCUGUCAUUGAAUUCGCCAGAAAUAUCGUCGGUUGUGAGGGAGCAAACACAACGGAAAUUGAAAAAGACGUAAAACAUCCAUUGGUUAUCGACAUGCCGGAACAUCAUACUGGCACAAUGGGUGGCACAAUGCGAUUGGGUAAACGCACAACAAUCUUCAAGGAAAAUUGCACAAGUACAAUCAAAAAAUUGUAUGGAUCGCCAAAAUCAGUGGAUGAACGACAUCGGCAUCGUUACGAAAUUAAUCCAGAGUAUGUGCAACGGCUCGAAGAGGCUGGCAUGAAAUUUGUCGGCACUGACGAAGAGAACAAACGAAUGGAAAUCGUUGAAUUAGAUAAUCAUCCAUAUUAUGUAGGAGUUCAAUAUCAUCCAGAGUACUUAUCACGCCCCCUCAAACCAUCACCACCAUUCAUGGGAUUGAUUUUAGCUUCAGUUGGCAAAUUGAAAGGAUACUUAAACAAAGGUUGUCGUCUAUCGCCUCGGGAAAUGAGCGAUAACAGUUCAGAUGAUGAUGAUAUUCCAGUGCAAACGACCAACCUCACAAACGGCAUCAACAACAUCCACUUGAACGGGACCGCUACCAGUUCAAGUAACGAUGAGUAUGAAAAAUGAUAUGAACAGUCCAAAUGGAACCAAGGAAUAGGCUUCCAUACAAUGUUUUUUUAGAAAGAAACAAAAUUGUUAUGAUAAGAAACAAAAAAUCACUGACGACAGACUCGAAAUUGCAGAACACUAAUAAGUGCAUCAGAAAUGAAUCAAAUUAAUUUGUUUGUAUCCAGAAGAAAAUGAUAUUUUCAUAUAUUUGAUAAAUUGUAUUAUAAAAAAAGAAGAAACAAAUCGAAAAGCCAUUAUAUUUUGGAAUUACAUGAAUAAAUUAUCUUUGCAUUCGAUUAA
Molecule: messenger RNA, 2914 nt
Organism: Sitodiplosis mosellana (orange wheat blossom midge)
Lineage: Eukaryota; Metazoa; Arthropoda; Insecta; Diptera; Cecidomyiidae
Gene: Ctps
Product: CTP synthase
Exons: 5
Coding region: 761-2632 (623 amino acids)
Biological process (GO): CTP biosynthetic process; pyrimidine nucleobase biosynthetic process
Cellular component (GO): cytoophidium; cytoplasm
Molecular function (GO): CTP synthase activity; identical protein binding
Source: RefSeq, a predicted model, not a curated record